Messenger RNA from Capsella rubella, 1644 nucleotides. Its product is annotated as aldehyde oxidase GLOX. The coding region runs from base 1 to 1644 and encodes 547 amino acids. The transcript has a single exon. The record is from RefSeq and is a predicted model, not a curated record. NCBI's taxonomy places the organism in Eukaryota, Viridiplantae, Streptophyta, Magnoliopsida, Brassicales, Brassicaceae.
AUGAUCAACUCAAAAAGUACAUUCAAUAUCAUCGCAAUAUCUAUCUUAUGCCUCUCCGUAGCCAUGUUAUCGGAAGGUCAAGCUAGCCCUUUUCUAUUGCAAUUCGAUCGAUGGGAAAUGUUGCUUCCGAGCAUCGGUAUAUCCGCCAUGCACAUGCAGCUUCUCCACAACGGCAUGGUCAUAAUGUUCGACCGUACUGAUUUUGGUACCUCAAAUGUAUCUCUACCCGGAGGCGUCUGUCGAUAUGAUCCUACUGACACGGCCGUCAAGUUCGAUUGCAGCGCACACUCGGUUCUCUACGAUGUUGUCUCCAACACAUUCCGCCCCUUGCAAGUCCAAACCGAUACAUGGUGUUCUUCUGGUGCGGUUCUUCCCAACGGAACAUUGGUUCAAACCGGUGGAUACAACGAUGGUGAGCGCGCUGCUCGAACGUUUACCCCUUGUGGUUAUAGUGAAACAUGUGAUUGGAUUGAGUUUCCUCAGUAUUUAUCCCAACGUAGAUGGUAUGCCACCAACCAAAUUUUACCAGAUGGACGGAUCAUCGUGGUCGGAGGAAGGAGACAGUUCAACUUUGAAUUUUUCCCCCGACACAGCUCUAGGUCAAGAAGCUCAAGAUUUGAGUUCCUCAGAGAAACUUCAGACGGAAGUAACGAGAACAACUUAUAUCCGUUCAUACAUCUCUUGCCCGAUGGAAACUUAUUUGUCUUCGCUAACACAAGAUCCAUUGUGUUCGAUUACAAAAGGAACAGAGUGGUGAAAGAGUUUCCGGAGAUUCCAGGCGGUGAUCCAAGAAAUUAUCCAAGCAGUGGUUCUUCUAUACUAUUCCCAUUGGAUGAAACCAACGGCACUGACGUGCAAGUUGAGAUAAUGGUCUGUGGAGGCUCUCCUAGAGGUGGCUUCUCACGUGGAUUCACGCGUGCCACUUCCACGUGCGGGAGGCUCAAGCUGUCCGAUCAGAAUCCAAGUUGGGAAAUGGAAACCAUGCCCUUGCCACGCGUCAUGGGGGACAUGCUACUCUUACCAACGGGUGACGUCAUCAUUGUAAACGGAGCCGGAACUGGUACGGCCGGGUGGGAGAAGGCACGUGACCCGGUUAUCCAACCCCUGAUAUACCACCCCUUUGAUCGUCUCUUCUCCGUUAUGUCCACGCCAACGCGUCCUAGGAUGUACCAUUCCUCAGCUGUUUUGUUACCGGACGGUCGUGUUUUAGUUGGCGGAAGCAACCCUCACGUUUAUUACAAUUUUACCAACGUCGAGUAUCCAACGGAUUUGAGCCUCGAGGCUUAUUCUCCCCCAUAUCUAUCUUUCACAUCUGACCCAAUACGUCCCAAGAUAUUAACAAGCGACAAAGUAUUGGGUUACAAGAGGUUAUUUAACAUUGAUUUCUCCAUACCUCAGUUUCUGACCGUUGAUCUUCUCUCUGUGAGGAUAGUUGCACCUUCCUUCACUACGCACUCCUUUGCCAUGAAUCAGAGGAUGGUGAUCUUGAACCUACUCUCUGUGACGCGUGACCAGCUAACAAAUUCCUAUAGAGUCAAUGUCUUGGGUCCGUCAACAGCUGAGAUUGCUCCUCCGGGAUACUAUAUGAUGUUUUUGGUGCAUGCAGGUAUACCCAGCUCAGCCGCUUGGGUGCAAAUUGAGUGA